Molecule: messenger RNA, 954 nt
Organism: Penicillium verhagenii
Lineage: Eukaryota; Fungi; Ascomycota; Eurotiomycetes; Eurotiales; Aspergillaceae
Product: alpha/beta fold hydrolase
Exons: 1
Coding region: 1-954 (317 amino acids)
Source: RefSeq, a predicted model, not a curated record
AUGGCAGAUACUAUGAACUUCAUUACCCUCACCACCAAGCCCUCGGCGCAGCUAAGCUACAGCUUCCAGUCCUCCACAGAUGCCACCAAGCCCGUACUCGUCGUCUUCCUUAACGGCCUAGGACUUCCUCAGGCCUUCUGGCACCCCGUCAUUGCUCAACUUAAAACAAUUCGCGAGGGUAGCAGCAUUCCCAGCUUCUUGACCUACGAUCGUUUCGGUCAAGGUCAAACCACCGAUCGCGACCCCCAGGACGCCGACGCAGAGGAUGCCACGCAUGCCCACGACUGCCUAGCUACCGUGCAGGACCUCCGCCAACUGAUCACUCAAAUAACAAGUGAGAAGCUAGCAAUUUCCGAUGUUGACUCCGUCUCCGUGGUUCUAGUCGCCAACUCCAUCGGUUGCGCACUGGCCCGUCUCUACGCCCAGGAAUUCCCAGGUACAGUGGCUGCUCUAUUGCUGCUUGACAGUAUCUUGGCAAAUUCGGACUUUAUCUCCAUCUUUCCCGACCCCGAUGCUGCAGAUUUCGACCCCACCAGUAUCCACCCUAUCCCUGCAGAAGCUAUCCGAGCGGUGCGGGCCGGUGUCCGUCGCAUAUUCCAUCCUGAUGUUGGUAACAAGGAGGGGCUAAGUCGCCGCAAUUUGCGUCAGCUUUUGCCAGCUGGUGACGGACCUUUGCUUCGGGGCCCCGAUGGCCAUGGCCCAUACGUGACGGUGGUGGGUCAUGACUUUGAUACAUUUGCUGAGGAGUCGUUGAAGAUGGGUCCGCCUAAGCCGGUGACAAAUCGUUUUGUCAACCCUUACUGGCAUCGCUAUAACGAGGAAUUGGUGAAGAUUACGGAGUCGGAGUAUGCCAAGGGUCCCCUUAUUGCGCCGAAUGCGGGCCAUUUUGUGCAGAAGGAUAACCCGGAGUUUGUGGCGCAAGAGCUUAACGAGCUCCUCGAGAAGAUUCUUUGA